This is a messenger RNA of Sphenostylis stenocarpa, 1842 nucleotides long. The record is from the annotation of a GenBank genome assembly. Lineage: Eukaryota; Viridiplantae; Streptophyta; Magnoliopsida; Fabales; Fabaceae.
AUGGCGGGGAAGUCUGACUCAGUGUCGAUCCGCGUUCCUUACAAGAACCUCCGACACGAUUCUUCUGCUCCUGAGCUCGAACUCGUCGAUAUCCACCGCCGCGGCCACCGGAUCCACGUCGACUCGCCGCCGUCAACUUACUCGCCUUCGCAGCAGAGCAACAAUGCUUCCCUGCCCAAUCUCGUUCUCAGUUGCACCGUCGCCGCCGGCGUCCAAUUCGGUUGGGCCUUGCAGCUCUCUCUCUUAACGCCCUACAUUCAGGUCCGGUAUUUGCGGUUGCGUGUUUCACCAGAUCCUUCUGUUUCGCGUACGUUGGGAAUAGGACAUGCGUUUUCUUCGUUUAUUUGGCUUUGUGGCCCCAUUACAGGCCUUGUGGUUCAACCCUGCGUUGGUAUUUGGAGUGAUAAAUGUACAUCGAGGUUUGGCAGAAGGCGGCCGUUCAUUCUGGCAGGAUCUCUUAUGAUAUCUGUGGCUGUAAUAUUAAUCGGAUUUUCUGCAGACAUUGGAUAUGUAUUAGGUGAUACACACGAGCAUUGCAGAACAUUUAAAGGGACUCGAACAAGGGCUGCUCUUGUAUUUAUUCUCGGGUUCUGGAUGCUGGACCUUGCUAACAACACGGUGCAGGGUCCUGCUCGAGCACUUUUGGCUGAUCUGUCUGGUCCUGAUCAACGCAAUGUGGCAAAUGCUAUAUUUUGCUCAUGGAUGGCUGUUGGGAACAUCCUAGGAUAUUCUUCUGGUGCUAGUGGAAAGUGGAACGAAUGGUUCCCUUUCUUGACCACUAGAGCUUGCUGUGAAGCUUGUGGCAAUCUUAAGGCAGCAUUUCUUGUGGCUGUGGUGUUUCUGACAUUAUGCACACUUGUCACCCUAUAUUUUGCUGAUGAGGUUCCACUUACUACUGCAAGUCAACAUCAUCACUUGGCAGAUUCUUCUCCUUUAUUGGAUGAACAACAAAAUGGUGUUGAAUUUUCAAAGUCAAAUCCUUUAUCUGUUACGGAUGGAUCCAACAGUAAGAUAACUAAGGAUCACAUUGGGAAAGAUGCAGAGCUAAAUCGUGGGAAUUUCAAAUCUGGGCAAGAUACUACGGAAAAUGUAAUGGAUGGGCCUGGAGCAGUAUUGGUAAACUUGUUGACAAGUUUAAGGCAUUUGCCUCCUGCUAUGCAUUCAGUCCUGAUUGUAAUGGCUCUCACUUGGUUGUCAUGGUUUCCCUUCUUUCUGUUUGACACGGAUUGGAUGGGGAGAGAAGUUUAUCAUGGUGAUCCAAAAGGGGGAACCUCUGAAGUAGAUCUUUAUGAUGAAGGUGUUAGAGAAGGUGCAUUUGGUUUGCUAUUGAAUUCUGUUGUCCUUGGAAUUAGCUCUUUCUUGAUUGAACCAAUGUGUAAGUGGAUGGGCACGAAAUUGGUAUGGGCACUGAGCAAUUUUAUCGUCUUUGUUUGCAUGGCUGGCACUGCUAUCAUUAGUCUUAUUUCCAUUCGAGAUUCUGAAGGGAUAGAACAUGUAAUUGGAGCAAGUGAAACAAUCAAGAUUGCUUCAUUGGUUGUGUUUGUUCUUCUUGGCUUUCCUCUUGCGAUUACCUAUAGUGUUCCCUUUGCUGUUACAGCAGAGUUGACUGCUGAUUCAGGAGGUGGACAAGGAUUGGCUAUAGGAGUUCUAAAUCUUGCAAUUGUUGUUCCUCAGAUGAUUAUAUCCCUUGGUUCUGGUCCUUGGGAUGCUCUAUUUGGUGGUGGCAAUGUUCCUGCCUUUGUUUUGGCUUCCCUUUGUGCUCUGGCUGGUGGUGUAAUUGCAACUCUCAAACUGCCAAAUAUGUCUAGUAAUUUCCAGUCAACAGGAUUUCAUAUGGGCUAG